AUGGCUUCCUUCUUUCCCCGCACCAUCUACAACAGCGAGGCUUCCUUCACGCCUCUCUUCCGUCUCCUCGACGAGUUUGACACAUACUCGCGCCAGUCCCAGCCCGCCUCCGGCAAGCAGCAGCAGCAGCAGAACCAGCAGCAGCAGCACUUCCGCAAGGCGGGUCCCGUCUGCCACUGGCAGCCCAAGUUUGACGUCCGCGAGACUGCUGACGCCUACGAGCUCCAUGGCGAGCUUCCCGGCCUCAACAAGAAUGACGUGAGCGUCGAGUUUACCGAGCCCCAGACCCUCGUUGUCCGCGGCAAGGUCGAGAGGACGUACACCACCGGCACCUCCCCCAACAACAACCAAAAGGCCGUCGAGGCUGCUGCCGAGGAGGCCGCGCCCGCACCGUCUCACAAGGCCACCGUGUCUGAUGAGGACGACGCCAGCAUCCAGGAGGAGAAUGGCAGCGAGGUCGCGAGCGAGCCUUCCAACACCAUUGCUCGCAACAACAACAACAACAACACUGUGGCCGCGUCCACCGACAAGGCCAAGUACUGGCUCACGGAGCGCAGCAUUGGCGAGUUUGCCCGCUCGUUUAGCUUCCCCUCCCGCGUCGACCAAAAUGGCGUCACCGCCGGCUUCCAGGACGGUAUCUUGAGCAUCACUGUGCCCAAGGCCAAGAAACACGAGCCUGUCCGCAUCAGCAUCAACUAA
This is a messenger RNA of Beauveria bassiana ARSEF 2860, 699 nucleotides long. Its product is annotated as heat shock protein 30. Gene Ontology annotation, biological process: response to hydrogen peroxide; response to salt stress; protein complex oligomerization. The transcript has a single exon. The record is from RefSeq and is a predicted model, not a curated record. Bases 1 to 699 code for a protein of 232 amino acids. Lineage: Eukaryota; Fungi; Ascomycota; Sordariomycetes; Hypocreales; Cordycipitaceae.